CAGUUACUGUGAGCUAUCUGUGUUAGUGAGCGCAGUGAAGAGGUGCGCUGCAUAGGCGCUCACGCAUCUCUCCCUCGAAGACUGGAUGCAGUUUAAAGGUGGGAAAGAUGGUUAGAUGUGUAACUCUAAUUCCGUUACAGGAACAAGUGUAACUGUAGACUUUGUUUUUUUUGUAAAUAAGCCAAUUAUAUGCUUUAAACAUCUAAACGAUGGAGCCUAUUUAAGGGGGACCGUACGCAUUGAGACCAAAAUAGGCGGCUGCUUAGCAUUCAAUCAGACGUCCUGGAAAACGGACUGCUAUGGCGCUAUUGUCAAAAUGAGAAAUGUCAGUGAGGAUGCAACACACUUCUGGAAAAACGACUCUUUUCAACUUUACGAUGGAACCCACAUUCUUGAGAACCAUACCAAUACAACCUCGCCAAACGGGACAAGUCAGACUGCCUUGGUACUUUGGAGAGCUGUCCCCCUGGCUCUGGUUUUGGGGACUUUUAUCAUUUUAGCCAUCGUCGGAAACAUCCUUGUUAUAUUGUCGGUGGUCUGCAACAAGCACCUCAGAAUCCCAACGAACUACUUUAUCAUAAACUUGGCAAUUGCAGACCUGUUACUCGGCACAACUGUGUUGCCAGUGUCUGCAACUUUGGAAAUUCUGGACUACUGGGUCUUUGGGAGAAUAUUCUGUGAUAUUUGGGCUGCCCUUGAUGUGCUGUGUUGCACUGCGUCUAUUAUGAGUUUGUGUGCGAUAUCUAUUGACCGUUACAUCGGAGUGAGUUACCCUUUGCGAUACCCAACCAUUGUGACGGAACGCAGAGCACUUCUUGCCAUGCUUGGUGUGUGGAUAUUAUCACUGGUGAUAUCCAUCGGUCCCCUUCUUGGAUGGAAGGAACCGCCAUCGCCAGACCACACCGUUUGUGUUAUCACCGAGGAACCAUUUUAUGCGCUUUUUUCAUCAUUGGGGUCUUUCUAUAUUCCAUUAAUAGUUAUAUUAAUUAUGUACUUCAGAGUGUAUAUAGUCGUCAAAAGGACCACCAAAAAUCUUGAGGCUGGAGUCAUGCGAGAGAGGAUGAAUUCAAGUGAACUGACUCUUAGGAUUCACAGAGGUUCUCAGAUGAACGAUGGCACUGCCAAAGGUCAGGGGCAACAAGCAAGAAAUUCUCUCACAGUGAAAGUCCUUAAGUUCUCCCGGGAGAAGAAAGCUGCUAAAACCCUAGGUGUUGUGGUCGGGAUGUUCACCCUCUGCUGGUUGCCAUUCUUCCUGUCUCUACCCAUUGGGUCCUUCAACAGCAACCUCCGCCCCCCUGAGAUGGUGUUCAAAGUCAUCUUCUGGCUGGGGUACUUCAACAGCUGCAUGAACCCAGUCAUCUACCCCUGCUACAGCCGUGCCUUCAAGCUGGCCUUCAUCCAAAUUCUGAGGUGCCGCUGCCACGAAGGGAGACGCCCCGGGUGGAGGGGGCGGGUGCACAACUACGCCAGCUCUCAGUCCCGCUUCAGCUCGCCCUCACCCAGGGGCUCCACUGGGAACCUGCACCCAAACGACAGCAGGCGGAUCCCGUCCUCAGUUCAUCGAAGCUCUUGCUCCAGCCCUGCACUGGCGCCCUGUCCAGAGGAUGGGCCUUUUCAAACAUUGGAGACCAUCUCCACCUCCACAUCAGGUAAUACCUCAGACCACCAGCAGGGAGUCACGGGAGCUGAACUCCAGUCAGUACAGGCCAGCAUCCAGAGCUGAAAGCUUUCACUUUUUCACUUUGAUGUAUAUCAAUUCACACUGUAUAUUUGUAUUGUUACACCCACCUGUUAGUGUCUGCUUUCAAUAAUGAUGUUUACAUUCUAAUAGUCAGGUUUUGUUUUAAAGUGGUGAUAAUAAAUUGAUCAUUUUCCCCAAUGAAUGUAAAUCUUUCUACUUGCACCAUAGCUAUUCAUCAUUGAGAAAGCUGACUAUUUGAACACUAGGGAACAGGGGCCAGUGUGACCAGCUGUAUCUGUAAGCCUUUGAGAUAUUAACUAAACAUACUUCUCCACA
Clupea harengus (Atlantic herring) is the source of this 2017-nucleotide messenger RNA. Its product is annotated as alpha-1A adrenergic receptor. Gene Ontology annotation, cellular component: plasma membrane. The record is from RefSeq and is a predicted model, not a curated record. Gene Ontology annotation, molecular function: alpha1-adrenergic receptor activity. Lineage: Eukaryota; Metazoa; Chordata; Actinopteri; Clupeiformes; Clupeidae. Gene Ontology annotation, biological process: positive regulation of MAPK cascade; cell-cell signaling; phospholipase C-activating G protein-coupled receptor signaling pathway.